Messenger RNA from Rotaria sp. Silwood2, 678 nucleotides. The record is from the annotation of a GenBank genome assembly. NCBI's taxonomy places the organism in Eukaryota, Metazoa, Rotifera, Eurotatoria, Philodinida, Philodinidae.
AUGUUGAAACAGCUUCUAGAUAAAGACGGUUUCUUGACAGGAAAACGUGUGCUUGAUCUGGCCUGUGGUCAUGGCCACUAUACACGUGAAUUGAAAGCGCUUGGCUGUGCUUAUAUUGUCGGCAUCGAUGAAAGUUCAACAAUGAUUGAACUCGCUCGUAAUCAUAAGUGUCAUGGCUCGGAAAAUAUUGAAUACAUGGUUGCCGACGUAAAAAAUUUACCUCCACCAAAGACACAAUUUGACUUAGUCACUGCAUUCUAUCUAUUUGACUAUGCUAAAACAAGAGAUGAAUUACUUGCAAUGGUACGCGUUAUUUACGCACAACUCGGUGAAAAUAAGACCUUUAUUGGUAUCAUAGGCAAUGUAGUGACAGGCAAAGCCAUGUUCGAUAAUAGGAAAUAUGGUAUAACAAGAAAAACAAAAGUUUCCCUAGAUGGUGAUGCAUUGCCAGAUGGCACGGAAAUCAUUGUGACGCUCUACGAUGGCGAAGAUGCGGAGAUGUGUAGCUUUCCGAAUUAUCAUUAUUCGCCGGCGACCUAUGAGCAAGUGUUUCAAGAAGUGGGCUUUAAAACAUUUCAAUGGGUUCCCUACCAGUGUGAUCCCGAUUAUCCUAACCGAACAUUUUUUGAUGAUUUAAUCAAUAGUUCUCCUUCGAUUGGCAUAAUAGCAACAAAAUAA